Molecule: messenger RNA, 672 nt
Organism: Ascochyta rabiei
Lineage: Eukaryota; Fungi; Ascomycota; Dothideomycetes; Pleosporales; Didymellaceae
Exons: 1
Coding region: 1-672 (223 amino acids)
Source: RefSeq, a predicted model, not a curated record
AUGCUCACAGCGAUCAGCAAGUUGUUUGUAGUGAAAGCAGUCACGACCAAUGUCGCUGGUAUUGCACUCACUCACGACGAAGCCAUCCAGCUCUCUCAAACAUGCUCCGUUCUCAAGCUCGCACUAGAUAGCCAACUUCACGCAAUCCAUGAACUCCCUGCAGUGCCGUUUCCACAAAUCACAUCCCAAAUCCGGCACAUUCAAUUGAAGCAUCUCGACACACAGACACAACUCUCUUCCGUUAUUCUCAAAACCCAGAACUCAACCCAACCAUGGACCCACGAAUUCGCCGACGCCCAGAAAGCCCUUGAAAACAAGAUCGUGUCCAUCAACCGAUGCUCGCGCAAAGUGGGUCUGGUAGCCACAGCGCUGCAGUCCUGGCCUGUUGUUGCAGAAACGUGUGUAUGGCUCUUGCCUAUAGUCGUCCGGCUGCAAAGUGAGUUGGAUAUGGCGUUGGAGCGAAAAGAAACAUGGUCGGCAGAUAUCCGCCUGCAGGCUCCUGGUGGAUCAGGAUUGUCGACGGACCGGAAGCAACAGGAGCCAACAGCAAUCUAUACGGAUGGUCCCCGUGUGUCAUUUGGAACGGAGGUGACCGUGCGAGAGUAUCGGACUGCAGAAGCGGCCAGUGGGGGAGGAGGAGGAGAAGAAGAAGAAGAAGAAGAAGAAACAUAA